AUGCAUCCCACAUCGAUUUCGCACAGCGGAAUGCCUACGGGCAAGAAGUACAUGGGCUGGUGGGGAUCAAUGGGCGGCCCUCAGCAAAAGGGCAUCACCGCGUACUCCAUCUCCUCCAACCAGCAGAACAUCAUGGGUGGCGCUUUCCGCCAGUACAUGAUCUUUGGAUACAAGCGUCUCAUGGCGCAGCUGCCUUACUUUGGCAUUCCUCUGGCUAUUGGCUACGGCGUCUACUCGUGGGGCGUCUCUCGCAACCACUACCUCAACUCGAAAGCUGGACACCUCGAGUUUGGAGAGCAUGAGGAGUAA
Molecule: messenger RNA, 309 nt
Organism: Jaminaea rosea
Lineage: Eukaryota; Fungi; Basidiomycota; Exobasidiomycetes; Microstromatales
Product: putative ubiquinol-cytochrome c reductase complex 11 kda protein
Exons: 3
Coding region: 1-309 (102 amino acids)
Biological process (GO): mitochondrial electron transport, ubiquinol to cytochrome c
Source: RefSeq, a predicted model, not a curated record